AUGCCUCCUCCCCCUCCGCCCCCUCCUCCGCCGCCGCCGGGAGGGUUAGGUGGCCCUCCCCCGCCGCCUCCUCCAGGAAACUUGCCAAACCGACCACAGAAGGGCGCAGCAAAGGAUAGAGGCGCCCUGCUCAAUGAUAUUCACAAAGGCGCUCGAUUGAAGAAAGCUGUUACCAAUGAUAGAUCCGCGCCAAUCAUCGCGAGUGGUGGAGGAGGCUCAGCUGCACCUCCUGUUGGAGCAGCGCCGCCAGUUCCCGGGGCAAUGAAAUCGCCUUCCGGGCUCGCUCCGCCGGUACCCCCGGCUGGCAGAUUGCGAAGCAACAGUGAAGGAGUGACUGGGUCGGACAAUACAUUGGGAGCCCCGGCAGCUCAAUUAGGUGGUCUUUUUGCCGGCGGAAUGCCGAAAUUACGCAGCCGAGGUGGUGUUGAUACAGGUGCCUUUCGAGACUCACCAUACAUGUCCGACUCCGAGGCUGCGCGCCGAGCACCUUCUGCACCAGCUCCCAAACCUCCCACAGCUCCCCGGCCACCAGGUGCACGGCCACCACCUCCGCCGCCAUCUACUGAGUCCCCACCUGCUCCGCCUGUGAACCCACUGGUCGCUCAGCUGAAGAAACCUCCUCCACGACCAGCGGCAAGACCGUCAUCUUCGAUAUCUACAGCAGCUGGCAAGAGUGCACCAGAAGCUCCCCCUCCCCGAGCUCCUCCACCUCCUCCAGGUGGUAAGGCUCCGCCGCCUCCUGCAACCCGCAAACCCUCUGGAGCACCGCCGCCGCCUCCUCCAGCAGCUAGCCCAGUAGCCCCUCCCCCUCCUCCACCUUCUGCUCCUCCUACCACUACACGGGGCGCUCCUCCGCCUCCUCCACCGUCUGGUGGCCCGCCAUCCAUAGCCGCCCAAGCCGCUCGCAGUGCUCUGAACAAUUCAAGCACACCCGCGGCACCCCCACCACCUUCUGCUGCCCCUGCAGCUCCCCCUCCGCCUCCACCAGCUUCGGCUCCUCUAGCUCCGGCAAGCGAACCACCAUAUCGCCCCUCUCCAGUUCCCUCGCCUCAUUCUGCACUGGAUCCCAGCGCGUAUACACUGACCAAUGGCCGUUCAUCUCCUGCACAUAUCACUCAGAGUCUAUCAUCACACGGUCUCGUCCAAAUAGACGAUCCUCGGUUCAAGUUUCAAAGCGAUGGUCUACUUCCUAAGCCGCGGCCCUUUACCGGUGGAGAGCGCAGGUACCGUGCCGGUAGAGGCAGUAGUGUACCAUUGGAUCUGAGCGCAUUGCGUGGUUGA
Messenger RNA from Penicillium atrosanguineum, 1281 nucleotides. RefSeq names its product putative proline-rich, actin-associated protein Vrp1. The transcript has 2 exons. The coding region runs from base 1 to 1281 and encodes 426 amino acids. NCBI's taxonomy places the organism in Eukaryota, Fungi, Ascomycota, Eurotiomycetes, Eurotiales, Aspergillaceae. Gene Ontology annotation, molecular function: actin binding. The record is from RefSeq and is a predicted model, not a curated record.